AUGAAGAAAUUUAUCGCGACAAUUGCUUUCAUGACAGAUGAAAUGUUGGAUGAAACACAAGCAAGAGUUUCAAAUAAAGCAAACAACACUGAAAUUAUCUGUGAUCUGAAGUUCCACUUGUACAAUUUAAUACCUGGUGGAUUUGAAGAAAAGCGUGUGCAGUUUUAUGCUGCUGAAAUUACUCUCGGCUUACAACAUUUACACAAGGAGCAUAUCAUUUACAGGGAUUUGAAACCAGAAAAUAUUCUUCUUGAUGAUUACGGUUGUUUUAGUUUUCUGUUUUAUCUUUAUCGGGGGAAAUUUGUUUGUUUGUUUAAAAAUUAAAUGAGUGGCGAUGGAAAAUCCGUCACCAUUAAAUUAAAACCCAUUUGGUAAUAUAUCGGAACGAUUCAAAUACAAGCCGGCUAG
Molecule: messenger RNA, 408 nt
Organism: Loa loa (African eye worm)
Lineage: Eukaryota; Metazoa; Nematoda; Chromadorea; Rhabditida; Onchocercidae
Product: G protein-coupled receptor kinase 1
Exons: 2
Coding region: 1-324 (107 amino acids)
Biological process (GO): regulation of signal transduction; protein phosphorylation
Cellular component (GO): cytoplasm
Molecular function (GO): protein kinase activity; ATP binding
Source: RefSeq, a predicted model, not a curated record